AUGUUUUCCAAGUUUACCCUUCUGAGCACGCUCGUUGGUAUUGUGUCGGCUGAUACCAAAGGCACAACCAUUUGGGAUGGUCGCUUCAAUGACAUGACCUCCAGCGUUGAUCUCGAGAAGUGGUCUUUCUCCAACCCAGUGGGUGCCUACCAAUACUACAUCCAUGGUUCCGGUACCGUCGACAAAUACGUCAAUCUCGAUGCCACAUACAAGAACCCCGCCGAUACUGGCUCGAAGCAGGGUGUCAGGAUCACCAUUGAUGAGACAGCCAAGUGGAAUGGUCAGACUAUGUUAAGGACUGAGCUUAUCCCUCAGACAACCGCUGCCAUCAACAAGGGCAAGGUCUACUACCACUUCUCGGUCAAGACCUCGACCGACAAUGUACCCACUGCCACCAACGAGCACCAAAUUGCUUUCUUCGAGAGCCACUUCACUGAGCUCAAGUACGGUGCAUCCGGCAGUUCCAAUACCAAACUGCAGUGGCAUGUUGGUGGUGUGUCCAAAUGGGACGUCGAGCUGGUAGCAGAUGAAUGGCACAACGUUGCAUAUGAGAUUGACUUCGACGCUGGCUCGGUUACCUUCUGGCACUCCACUGGCAGCGCUCCCUUGACCAAAACUGCUGGACCUUUCGAUGCAAGCACACAGUCCAAUGGUGCUGACUGGCAUUUGGGUGUUCUCCGUCUGCCUGGCUCGAACGACGCACCUGGCGCUGAGGAUUGGUUCUUCAGCGGCGUGUACGUCGAGAGCGGUGGCCUUACUACCUCUGUUAACACUGCUGGUGGCGCGGCUGAGGCGGAGAAUCCAGCUGCCUCUUCUGUCGGUGUCAUCGCUUCUUCUACCAAGGCUGCCGCUGUUGUUGAGACACCUUUUGCCACUCCAUCCAAUAUUUCCCUCGUCGCUUCAUCUACUCUUGUUGCAUCUUCCCCUGCCGCAACUCCAGACACUCCAAUCGCUUCGUCCAGUGCCGCAGCCGUCGAGACUCCAAUCGCUUCGCCCACUCCUAUCGCUGAUCCAACUCCCGUCAUUUCUUCAACUGCAACUAGUGCUCCCGCCCCUUCCGCUGGCACGGGUGCUGGCUCUGACGCGGUUCUGCCUGAGGAAUUCACCAUCAAGCAGUUCAUUGCUUGGCUCAGGGCAAAGCAGGCGACUCUCUGA
Molecule: messenger RNA, 1155 nt
Organism: Plenodomus lingam JN3
Lineage: Eukaryota; Fungi; Ascomycota; Dothideomycetes; Pleosporales; Leptosphaeriaceae
Source: RefSeq, a predicted model, not a curated record